CUGAACCUCCCCGACCGAGCCAACUUUGAUUCUGUCCCGGUAUCAUGUCGCUUCGUCGAGCAGGUGUGGCGCUCGUCUUGACCGCUGUGUUGGCGGUGACCCACGCUCGCCGCAGCUCACCGGAGCAGGACGACAUUCUGGAGAAAAUCUCCAGCGCUAGAUGUACCUCCAGGUGUCUGACCCUGCACAUGACCCAGCUCACCUCCGCCUUCAGACACCUCCAGAGUGAGCAAGUUCUGGUCUGGUGUGAAAACCACAGGCGCUGUGCACAGUGCCUUCAACCGUGCAAAGAACUGUGGGAAACCAGGAGGAUGCUUUCGCCAAAGACUUGUGAGAAGCAGACAGAGUGUGUGACGAGUCAAGAGUUCCUGGCUUCCUUGAGGGCAUCCAGACAGGGAGACUGCCCUCCACCUCAGCGUGCUACAGGAUUCGCCGCUGCCUGUGUGGAAAGCUGCUCAUUAGAUCAACAUUGUCCGUCCUCCAGAAAAUGUUGCUCCAAUGGCUGUGGACACACUUGUCAGGCGCCCGCUAAUUUAUAUAAAGGUGUUCCUCUGAAGCCUCGGAGAGACAUGAACUUUGUGGAGGACUCUGAAGGUCACGUGAAGGUGGUCUGGGUGUCAAAGUUCAACAUCAGUGUGGAGCCUGUGAUUUACAUUCUACAGUCUCGCUGGAACAUUGGCAUUCACCCCAGUGAGGAUCACGCCUCUCCCUGGACCACCAUUGCCAUGACCCUUUCUGAAAACAUGGUGUUGUCAGAUCUGAGGCCCCAGCGAUGGUACCAGUUCAGAGUGGCGGCCAUCAACAGUCAUGGCAGCAGAGGCUUCACCACGCCCAGCAAGCACUACAUCUCAAGCAAAGACCCCUCACCUCCAGAACCUCCUAUAAAUAUCAGAGUUGACAACCAGACUUUGGACAGGAGUUCACAUUCAGCUCCCCGGUUCACAGAUGAGACCAAAGGAAGCGGGCCCACCGUUUCAGUCUUGAUCCACUGGGAGCCCCCGAGAGAGGGAGACCUGCCAGUUCACAACUACAGAGUCACCUGGCUGCCAACGCACACGUCUCACAAACACACGCCGUCACGUAUAAUUUUUGACAACAUCCAGCACCCACGGAAAUCCGAGCAGAGUAGGCGAGAAAACAACGGCCAAGUGACUCAGGGGGCACAGUGUGAACUUUGGCUAAGGGGUCUGCUGCCUGCGACCUCAUACCUACUUUCCGUGCAGACAGUGGCCUUCUGGGGUCAGAAGAGGUUAAAGAGUCCAAGAAUCCAAACUACUUUCACUACCAUCAGCCAUGGAGGGGACUUCUCCAAUGAGCUGCCAUCCUCAUCGUCAUCUUCAUCAUCCCUCCCUUCAUCAACUUCCCUGUCAUCCUCAUCGUCUUCUACCGACCUUGCCCUGUCAUCUCCAUCUCUCCCUCACACUGACUCCCGCUUUGACCACAUGACUCCUGGUGACCUUCGUUUGGAGGCUGCGGCCCCUCAUUACCAUAACAACCAGCUGCAGGUCAAAGUGUUCUGGAAGUGGUCCAAUCAUGCCAGACAGAGACACCCAGGUCCGUAUAUUUUGCGCUGGCAUCCACAUAUCUGCAGUGCAAAUGUGACAAGCACAGAGCAAACCACAAUUGUUGAGGAGACGCACCACACCGUCACAGGCCUGCUGUUCGCCUGCAAGUAUCGCAUCUCUGUGGCCACUCAAUCUGACCCUGCAUCAGAGGCAGUUGCCUGGGUAACUACCCCGACUUGUUCCUCUAUCAAGAUCAGGGGAGGACAGGUGGUGCCGUGCCACACUGAAGUGCGCCGCCCAUCUGGCAGAAAGGUGGCACUGCGUCCAGAGCGUCUCACAGCGGACUUCAAACAAGUCAAUGGUUCUCUUCUGGCCAUGUUCCGCUGGAGGAUGUCACAGCAUGCACUUGACCCUUCAUCCAUUGAGGGGUUUCAGUUCUCCUGGACGCUACAAUCCCAAGUUGCAAUGGCAGCAGAAGACCAGGAAGACACGCGUAUAUCUCAGACACAGACAGUAGCACCAUCUCAGAGGACAGUGGUGGUUCAAGGUCUUCAGGGCAGCAGUGUUUACCAGGUGCACCUCCAAAUUUUGACCACAGGGGGCAGGAAAGGGGCAGCAGUUUCCAAGACGUUCCACACUCCUGCAAUUGCUGUCUUGCAGUGACAGGUGCUCCUCUGUCACCGCCCCAGGAGUAACAUCUGACCCUUGACAUCUGAAGAAAAUGUGAUAAACCUUGUAAAAUAUAACAACGCCUCUGUGAAAUACAAUGUAUGAAAUAUGUAAACAACCAUUUUAAAUAGGAGAAAUCGUGAAACAGGUUUGCUAACACACCUGAGCAGGAUCGCCGGCACUGUUGACGUUAAGCACAAGUUAAAGUCACAGAUAAAUUUACAACUGGGACGUUCUGUUCUAUCGGAGCAAAAUCUGUUUCAACAUAACUUUUAUCCAGGCAUGUUUACCAGGUUUUUGAAAUGCAACACCACUAUUUACCCAUUUUUCUAAUGGAAAAAAAAACAGAAUAUUCAUGGAAUGGUUUUGCUGUGGCCUCGCAUCCACCAUAUUGUGAUUUAUUUAAUGAGCAGUGCAUGGCUUUACGACUAUAAAUCACAUCUUUAUGUCCAACAUGUAGGAGUUUCAGCAGAUAGAUGAGUUUGCAACUUUUUCAAAGGAACUCCAGAGUUUGUUUAAGCACAAUAAAUGGAUGUACUUUUAUCCAGUUGACAUGAUUGUAUUGCUUGUUUAUCCCAUUUAAAUUUUAAAAAACCAACCAACUAGCAGUUUUAGAAAAUAACUGGCGAGGGUUAACUAGCUUGUCCAAGCUGGUCCACAUCACGAGAUCUGACUGACUUCACGGUAAAACUUUAUUUGUAAAAUGAUUGCCUGUUUUCUCAUGCAAGAACGCAAUAAUCAAGCACUGACCUCAUGUACAAAUACAAAUGCAAAACUUCGUAUUGUGAGUCAGUGCAAAAUCUGCUGCGUUGAAGCAAUACGUACAUUCAGUUAAGUCUUUUUUUUCUUUUAAAAUAUGAACUGUAUUUUGUUACACGUGAAAUGUCACCAUGGCGUGCUCCAGAAUGGUUUCUGCAACAUUUCUCAUGGACGAAGAUAUAUUGUUCUGUGGCUGUGUUAAUAUUACCUGUUUGUUUGCUGUCAUGUGUUUAUUUGCGUGUAAUUCUUUUACUCAAACGU
Molecule: messenger RNA, 3194 nt
Organism: Synchiropus splendidus (mandarinfish)
Lineage: Eukaryota; Metazoa; Chordata; Actinopteri; Syngnathiformes; Callionymidae
Gene: anos1b
Product: anosmin 1b
Exons: 15
Coding region: 45-2168 (707 amino acids)
Biological process (GO): neuron differentiation
Cellular component (GO): extracellular region; cell surface
Molecular function (GO): peptidase inhibitor activity; protein binding
Source: RefSeq, a predicted model, not a curated record